Molecule: messenger RNA, 2015 nt
Organism: Paramormyrops kingsleyae
Lineage: Eukaryota; Metazoa; Chordata; Actinopteri; Osteoglossiformes; Mormyridae
Gene: ppm1e
Product: protein phosphatase, Mg2+/Mn2+ dependent, 1E
Biological process (GO): protein dephosphorylation; negative regulation of protein kinase activity
Cellular component (GO): nucleus
Molecular function (GO): cation binding; protein serine/threonine phosphatase activity
Source: RefSeq, a predicted model, not a curated record
AGCGAGUGGGGAGCUAUCCAGCAAAGCGCUCCGAAGUAGUCUCCUUCCCCGGCCAGUGCUGUCUCUCGUCUCUCCAGGAAUGAGAAGUGAUGGCCGGCUCCGCCAACGAGGAGAAAACCUUCCGAAGGUUCCUGGAGCUCUUCCUCCGAGAGAUGAGGACACCGCUCCAGGACGAUGAGCCUCUGCCCCUGCGCCCGUUGACGGACCUCAUCUCCGAGGACGAAGUGGAAGGGGAAUGUCUCGACUUGUGUCUCCAGCAUUUGUGCAAAUAUAACUGCCCAUUCACCCUGGCAGCAGCCCUUGCCCGAGCCACAGCCAACGAUGUCCUCCAGAGCGACCUCUCCGUCUACCACCAAAACAAGGCAGUGGAGGACAACACAGAGUCCCUCCCCCAGCUCGACUCGGUGAAGCUGGCCCGGCUCAUCUUCAACAAGCUGUGCGAGAUCUGCUGCCUCUGGCUCAAGGACUUCCCGCAGCGGCGCCGCUCUCAGGCCUACUACGAGACGUCCAUCCACGCAAUCAAGAACAUGCGGCGGAAGAUGGAGGACAAGCACGUCGUCAUCCCGGAAUUCAACGCGCUGUUCAGCCUGCAGGACCAGGAGGACCAGGCCUACUUCGCCGUGUUCGACGGCCACGGGGGAGUGGACGCCGCUACCUACGCAUCCAACCACCUGCAUGUGAACCUGGUGCGGCAGGAGAUGUUCAGCCAGGACCCUACUGAGGCCCUGUGCCGUGCCUUCAAGCUGACGGACGAGCGCUUCGUGCAGAAAGCCUCACGCGAGCGCCUGCGAUGCGGCACCACUGGGGUGGUGACCUUCCUGAGGGGACGCACCCUGCACGUGGCCUGGCUCGGCGACUCGCAGGUGAUGCUGGUCAGGCGAGGGCAGGCCGUGGAGCUGAUGAAGCCACACAAGCCAGAUAGAGAGGACGAGAAGCAGCGUAUCGAAGCUCUGGGCGGCUGCGUCAUCUGGUUCGGCACGUGGAGGGUGAACGGGAGCCUGUCCGUCUCCAGGGCCAUCGGCGACUCGGAGCACAAGCCGUACAUCUGCGGAGACGCCGACCACAGCACCUUCCAGCUGGACGGCUCAGAGGACUACCUGAUCCUGGCCUGCGACGGCUUCUACGACACCGUGAGCCCCGAUGAGGCGGUGCGCGUGGUCAGCGAUCACCUCCAGGAGAACGCCGGUGACACCAGCAUGGUGGCACACAAGCUGGUGGCCUCGGCCCGCGACGCCGGCUCCAGCGACAACAUCACCGUCAUCGUCGUCUUCCUCAGGGACCCCCGCUGCCCGGCCCCCCCCGAGGUGAACGAGGAAGAGGAAGAGGCGCCGGCUGAAGAGGAAGAGGAACAGGAGCAAGAGGAGGUGCUACAGGGUGAGCUCGGGUGCCAGGAUGGAGGUACAGACAUCCGGGGCAAAAACAUGGGCACCUGGCCACUACAGCAGUGCUCGGCACCGGCAGACCUGGGCUACGAAGACCGCAUGGACUCAUUUACUGACAGAACUAGCCUGAGUCUGAUCGGACCCGAACUGCCUUCUGAGGGGAGCCGACUCCUCUACCCUGGCGCUCCGUCUGCACCUCCCACCAGAACCGUCACCCUGGACCUGACAGCACCGGCAGGACCCGGUGCGGCCUGGCGUCCCUACAAGCUAGAGGGCCGCCCAUCUCCUCAACGGUCCAGACGAUGGCUGCAGAUGGAGUCCCUCUUCCCCCGUGAAUGGAGGCCCAGGAGGUGGAUGGAGAGCACCUCCUCCAGGCGGGUGCCCCGUACAGGAGGGCUGAGAGAGGCCUGUGGCCCCCUGCGCCCCUUACGGGCCACCCCCUGUCCCCGGCGCUGCCUGAGAAACCGGCCCGGCGUCGCCCUACCCCGCGUGCCGCUGGGCGGCUGCUUCUGACGCAGUCAUCUCCUCGUCUCUCGCUCUCUCCACCCUCCCUAUUCCUCCGACCAGGACUGACCACUCACUUCAUGGCACACUGGCACUGAGCCCGGGAUGCCACCCCCCAUCCCCACCCCA